This is a messenger RNA of Gigantopelta aegis, 1829 nucleotides long. RefSeq lists its product as uncharacterized. The coding region runs from base 376 to 1488 and encodes 370 amino acids. Lineage: Eukaryota; Metazoa; Mollusca; Gastropoda; Neomphalida; Peltospiridae. The record is from RefSeq and is a predicted model, not a curated record. The transcript is spliced from 2 exons.
GAAGCCGUGAUACAUUUUCUUCAGUCCGUUCUUGAAUUCUUCUUUGGCGUGGAUAUAGUGAUAUCGAUUAGCUAAUUCAGAAUAUGAAGCCGAAAACUGGUCAAUAAUGUAUUCCCGUCUCCGCCAUUGUGACAGCAUGUGGUUGUAGUCAUUAAAGCGUUUGUACUGGCGAUACCCCAGUAUUACAAUGACUAAUAAUUAGCAGACGACAGAACAGUAACCUCGCGCAAACUGCUUGUCCGUGUCGCGGAGUGAGCGACAGAUGCCAAAACAAAAGCUCGACGAUGUGUCUGGGUUCACAAUGAGUCUGUGGAUGUCUCGUAUGGUCUGUAAUCUCCAUACAGAAAUUGGGAGAUUUAUGGUUGUCAUGUAGAGAUGCGAUUCAUAAAGGUGUUAGCUGCUGGGCUGAUAGUCCUGGCCCUCGCCUUCCCGCUGGUCAUGUUCUGCUGUUUUAAUUCCAACCUACGUUUUAAUAAUACACUCACAGUUUCUGUUGCACCCUCAGUUAAGAAUCACAGCACAGUUCCUACAGGGCGUAAAUACGUCAUAUAUCUGUGUGACGGAACUUUCCCAUGUGGAGGCUGGGCGGACAGACAGAAAGGAGUCAUCGCAGCAUUCGUUUUGGCGCAGGCGUUGGGAAGAAUAUUUAAAAUACAGAUAACGAAGCCCUGUGCAUUGUCUGAUCAUUUGUCGCCAAAAUCUAUCGACUGGAGAAUAAAGCCUGGUGAACUGAAUGGAUUGUCAAAAACCUUCAUCAAAAUAAUUGACAACAAAGCUGAUGGUUUGAGAAAGCAGAUGGUGACGAUGGAUUUAGAAGCUACGUACCCUCAAGAUAUCUUAUACUUCACUAGCAAUAUGGAGUUUUCACAGUAUUUAUUACAAAAUGAAAAAUAUAAGGAGAGGACACGAUGGAUGAAAAAAUACAACUUACGAGAGUUGUAUGUUCAUCUGCUGGAACAGAUUUUCCAGUUUGUUCCAGAUUUGGAAAACAAGUUCAGAAAUUUUACUUCAGCCAUUCCUAGAAGCAAGGGCUCAAAGUUGUUUUGUCUUCAGGUAAGACUCGGGAGGAACCCCACAGUUCCAAGUGACACAGAAUCCUUCAACACACUGAAGAGCGUUGAUGCCGCUUGGGAUUUCAUCAGAGGAUUAGGAGAUCUAAAUAAACAUAAACUAUUCGUGACGUCAGACUCGGAACAAGUCCGCGAGAAUUCCAAAAAGUUAUUUCCGUCUAACAUCGUGGACACAAAAGGCAGAAUACUUCAUGUGGAACGAUACGGUAAACCCGAAGGUCUUUGCGAGGGAGUUGCCAAGGUUCUCCUAGAUCAGAGAAUUUUGUCCACGUGUGAUGUGCUGGUUAUUAGUCGAAGUGGGUUCGCUAUGAUUGGUGCUUGGAUGAGAACAAAAUUGGAUGACCUUUACUGCUUUUCCAAAGGUAAAGUUAAGCAGUGCCACCCCGAUAAACUUGGAUAUCUUAUUGAGGCAUGGUGACAGAAGUGGGAUAUUGUUGAUGCAAUAAGCUUCAACAAAUCCUUGAAUGGAUCCACCAAAUUAUUUUAAAUGAUUAUUGUCAGUCAGAAAUCCAAGUGAUCGUGAGCUGAUGAUUGAAUGUAUGAAUCUUAGUUAGAUAUAAUUUUCAUCGUCAUCGUCAUCACCAUCGCCAUUUCAAGGUUGUGGAUAGGAUAUUGAAAACGACAUGAUAAUUAAAACGAUCUAUUGAUGUUGCUCAUCACUUUAGUUUUAUAUUUACCAUAGUUUAACACCCAAUAGCCGAUGUAUUUUUCAUGUUAGGGUGUCGUUCAUUUAUUCAUUCAUUCAUUCAUUCAUUCAUU